AUGAUCAAUACCAUGUUCAACACUAUCCUAAAAGCAACACCACGGCUUCACAGCCACUUGGCUACGAGCAGAAUGAUCUUCCCUGAACUCCAGACUCAGUCCAGAACCGCAAGAACUAUAGAACUACAUGAACGGUGCCCCAUCAACACCACUCAGACACUAUCAACCCCUUUCUCAUCAGCACAAGAGAUCCUCGAGGCCUCCAUCAACUGCAACCAAAGCAGAUUCGGCAGUCUUCACCAAGAUAACCCAUUCCAAGGCUUCAUAAGGGGUUCAAGCAGAAACAAGGCGGUUUACAGGUAUGAGGCGCCGAGACGGAAAGCCGGACAACAAGCAACAUCUUCAACCACCUCCAGUUCAUAUCUAUCAUGCUUUGGGAACUUUGGAGGUCUAUUCACGCAUGUCGUUGAGGCUCUGGGUAACCCGAGAGAAUAUGCAAUCAACCGAUGGACAGAUCGAGAGGAGGAGAUUGAAAGGCUGCCGGAAAAUCAGGGCGAGAUUAUCAAACGUCUUCAGGCCGUGGAAAGGCGUCAGGAACUUCACUCGUAUAUGGCAUACUGCAUUGUGAGUGGCUUUGUGCUCGCGACUGCUCUUUUGAUUCUCGUGGCGUUUGCUGCCAGGGAGAUCAGAGAUAAGGGAAGGAAGGUAGAUAGCGAUGGUAGGCCUUAG
Molecule: messenger RNA, 669 nt
Organism: Colletotrichum costaricense
Lineage: Eukaryota; Fungi; Ascomycota; Sordariomycetes; Glomerellales; Glomerellaceae
Exons: 1
Coding region: 1-669 (222 amino acids)
Source: RefSeq, a predicted model, not a curated record